This is a messenger RNA of Effrenium voratum, 396 nucleotides long. NCBI's taxonomy places the organism in Eukaryota, Dinophyceae, Suessiales, Symbiodiniaceae. The record is from the annotation of a GenBank genome assembly.
AUGGCUGCCGUGUCCGCCACGUCCAUGUCUGCCAUGUCCGCCACGUCCUGUGCACCUUGCCAGAUGUCACACACUGCCCAUCGGGCUCAGAUCAAAGCUGGCAAGGCCAAGCCCCGUAAGCCGCUUGGACCUCUUGGCUCCGUUUGCCGAUCGGACUCUGCAGAAUCCGUGUACGUUGACCCGCGAGGCCUCUUCCGGUUGCUACGACAGUGGGUGCAGAGCAAGCCAGGCUGCCACUCCGUGCCAUUCAGAGAUCGCAAGCACACUGCUGGGUCCCAGGCGCAGGCGACACGGGCGACACCGGCGACACCGCACUCGCGGGCACUCUUGUGCUUGAAGGUUUCGGGGACCUGGAUUCCCCACCCUGCUCUGGCGCUGAGCCUGCUGCACGUAUAG